UCGCAGUACAGUACUUAUCUACUGAGCACGAUGGGCAAAAAGAACAAAGACGAUAUCCCUAACCCAAACAGCGUCGCCAAUCGGGAUAUCAUUCAACGUCUCAACUUCCUCUACCAGGCCAGUGUUCUCCUCAAUGGCAUGAUAGCUAGCCCCUCGCAGGUUCCGUCUAGCCCUUGCGAGGCCAACGACGCGCAAAAUCGGCCGAACAAUCGGAAAAGGAGAGUCGUAUCUACUUCUGACCUGUCGAGAAGCUACGUGGACACGAUGAAGGUGGUCGGGCAGAAAACAAAUGUCAAGAUUGAUCCAACAGUCAAACGCGUUAUAUGUAAGGGAUGCAACGUCGUGUUAAUGCCUGGUGCCUCCGCGACCGUACGGGUGAAGAAUUCGACAUCGCACGGACACUUUAUCAUCUACACUUGUAACUCGUGUAGAACGUCACGACGAAUACCUGCGCCUCCAGUACUGGAUGCAAAUGAACCACAAGGUGUGCAACAUUCUCGAUCAUCAUCCACUGCGACGGACCAAACAGCUCCUGGCACUACAGCAGGAAAUGCUUCAGGGUCAGCGCAGCGUGGACAAAAGAAGUCGCGUGCACCCCGUCUGCCGCCCCACUUUGCUCGAGAUCUCGGUCAUGUUGUUUUCCGAGGAAAUGAGAGAUUGCCCGAUGCCAUUCUGUGAUAUCAAAUUCGAUCAUUUUGUCUUGUUUCCCUGCGACUCGGUUCCAUUUUGAUGAAUGACUGGUACUUUGCCAUCGCUUACCGAACAAUUCAGUGAGUCAAUCGACCAUCUCACACUAUCACAUCUCCUACGAACGCUGUGAACAACAUCACUCUAGUUCUCUCAACAAGUUUGAAGAGUGGUAGAGAUCACGGAGGUGGUGGUAGACCGAGAAGUUUGAAGUUCACGGCCCGGCUUCAGCAACCUCGCUCAUUGGACGUUUUAUAAUACCAUUUUAGUGAAGUUUUAAAUAAUAGUGUCAUCGUGUCGAUGUACGACUGCAUAUCGUCAAAAUAGGUGAAUUGACUGUGUUGUGGAAUAGGUGCCGAGCGAUUCCGGUGACCGCUUCCGACAACCAUGGCCAAUCGAAUAGCCGCUUUCAUA
This is a messenger RNA of Suillus paluster, 1101 nucleotides long. Its product is annotated as RNAse P Rpr2/Rpp21/SNM1 subunit domain-containing protein. The coding region runs from base 31 to 678 and encodes 215 amino acids. Gene Ontology annotation, cellular component: nucleolar ribonuclease P complex. The transcript has 4 exons. Lineage: Eukaryota; Fungi; Basidiomycota; Agaricomycetes; Boletales; Suillaceae. Gene Ontology annotation, biological process: tRNA processing. The record is from RefSeq and is a predicted model, not a curated record.